AUAGCGCUGUCGCAUGUCGAAAUCACUAAAAUACUGUAGUCACGCAAAGGAGAACCCCGUUCCAUCUCUAGUUUGUGCUGCAGAUUGUACUUAGUGCGGGAAAGGCAGAGCAGAAAUGGCCCUUUCCAAACACGUACCGGACAUUGAGAGCCUGCUUGCACUCAACCCACGCGUGGCCAAGACAGCUAGUGUCGUGUCAACAAGUGACACCAAGAAGGCACGCAAGCACUGGAAGAGAAAUGGACAGACCAAGGGCUGUGCCACCUGCUUUCCGGAGCCGUUGCAGAAUAACUUCGAUGACGUCAAGCAUACUACACUGAGCGAACGGGGUGCAUUGCGUGAGUCGCAAAGAUGCUUGAAGUGUGCCGAUGCACCGUGCCAGCGCAGCUGUCCAACCCAGCUGGACAUCAAGUCCUUCAUCACAAGUAUCAGCAACAAGAACUACUAUGGAGCUGCCAAAGCAAUCUUAUCCGACAACCCUUUGGGCCUGACUUGUGGCAUGGUGUGCCCCACGAGCGACCUGUGCGUGGGCGGCUGUAACCUCUAUGCUUCCGAGGAAGGUCCCAUCAACAUUGGUGGACUGCAGCAGUUUGCUGUGGAGAUGUUCAAGGACAUGCACCUUGCACAGGUGCGAGACCCAUCUCUGCCCAGCGUGGACAACAUUGAGAGCUAUCAGGCCAAGGUUGCAUUGAUUGGCUGUGGUCCAGCAUCCAUCAGCUGUGCUACAUUCCUGGGAAGGCUCGGUUACAGCAAUGUCACCAUAUUUGAGAAGGAAGACUUCGUCGGUGGCCUAAGCUCAUCCGAAAUCCCACAGUUCCGAUUACCGUACGAUGUAGUCUCUUUUGAAGUGGAGUUGAUGAAAGAUCUUGGAGUAAAGGUCCACACCAAGCGAUCGCUGACUGUUGGAGAUUUGACGCUUGAGGGUCUGAAAGGCAGUGGAUAUGAAGCCGUGUUCGUUGGAAUCGGCAUGCCCAAUCCUAAGUGCAGCCCGGUGUUUGAUGGACUGGAUGCAACGCAUGGAUUCUUGAACUCCAAGAACUUCUUGCCAGCGGUGUCCAAAGCCAGCAAACCAGGCAUGUGCUCUUGUCAAAGCAGCAUGCCCGACAUGCAGGGAAGCAGCGUGAUUGUGCUCGGCGCCGGCGACACUGCAAUGGACUGUGCCACGAGUGCACUGCGCUGCGGGGCCAAGCGCGUCUUUAUCGUGUUCCGCAAGGGCUUCAACAACGUGCGUGCUGUGCCCGAAGAGAUGGAGGUAGCAAAGAACGAGCGCUGUGAAUUCUUACCAUUCCUGUCUCCACGUGAGGUUGUUGUCAAGGGUGGCAAGAUUCAUUCCCUCAAGCUGUGCCGAACAGAGCAGAAUGACAAUGGCGAGUGGGUCGAGGACGAAGAUCAGAUUGUCACCCUGAAGGCAAACUAUGUGAUUUCUGCAUUCGGUUCUGGACUGUCCGAUCAGAAUGUGGCCAGUGCUCUAUCACCGUUGAAAUUUGACAAGUGGUCAUUGCCCGUGGUGGAUCCCAACACUAUGCAGACCAGCGAGCCGUGGGUAUUCUGCGGUGGGGACUUGGCCGGCGUGACGCAGACAACAGUCGAAGCCGUCAACGAUGGCAAGCAAGCAGCUUGGUUCAUGCACACUUACUUGCAGUCACUGCAUGGCCUGGCCGUGCCCAAGGAGCCGCAGCUGCCCAAGUUCUUCACCUCAGUCGACCAGGUGGACCUGAGUGUGGUAGUGGCUGGCAUUCGUUUCCCAAACCCGUUUGGCCUGGCCAGCGCCACACCGACCACAAGUGCUCCGAUGAUACGACGUGGAUUCGAAGCCGGCUGGGGAUUCGCUGUGACCAAGACCUAUGGCUUGGACAAGGACCUGGUCACCAAUGUGUCACCUCGCAUUGUCCGUGGAACAACAUCUGGACCAGUCUUCGGCCCGGGCCAGUCAUCCUUCCUCAACAUUGAGUUGAUCAGUGAGAAGACUGCAGCAUAUUGGUGCCAGAGUAUCAAGGAGCUGAAGCAGGACUUCAAGGAGCAGAUUGUGAUUGCCAGUAUCAUGUGCGGCUACGACAAGGAAGAUUGGACCGUGCUUGCCAAGCAGUCAGAGGCUUCCGGUGCAGAUGCGCUGGAGUUGAACCUGUCCUGUCCUCAUGGAAUGGGUGAACGCGGCAUGGGCUUGGCGUGUGGACAGAAUCCAGAAUUGGUCCUCAACAUCUGCCGCUGGGUGCGUGCCGCUGUGAAGAUCCCGUUCUUUGCCAAGCUGACACCCAACGUCACCGACAUUGUCAUCAUUGCCCGCGCUGCCCACGACGGUGGAGCUGACGGUGUGACUGCAACCAACACCGUGUCUGGCUUGAUGGGCGUACAGUCGUCGUCCAAUGCAUGGCCAGCAGUCGGAGAGGAGAAGCGCACAACCUACGGUGGAAUGUCGGGCAACGCCAUCCGCCCGAUCGCCCUGCGUGCCGUGUCCGCCAUUGGCCGUGCCUUGCCGGGGUAUCCCAUUCUGGCGACAGGUGGCAUCGACUCUGCUGAUGUGGGACAACAGUUUUUGCACUGCGGAGCACAUCUGCUGGAGGUAUGCAGCGCUAUCCAGAACCAGGACUUCACCUUGAUUGAUGACUACAUCACUGGCCUCAAGACGCUGCUCUAUCUGCAGUCCAUCAAUGAGCUCAAUGGCUGGGAGGGACAGAGCAAGCCGACCACGCGACAUCAGCUUGGCAAGCCAGUGCCGAUGAUUUCUGAUAUUGUCGGCAAGUCUCUUCCCAACUUCGGCCCGUUUGCCGAGAAGCGGCGUGAAGUAGUCGCUGAAAAGAAAGCGCAGACUACACCACUGCAGCAAGCGCAAGCAGAGAUUCAUCGACCAGCCUACGCUCCAUCCCAACCAGUGCAGUCCAUCAAAGAGCUGAUCGGCAAGUCUCUAGACCGCAUCGGAGCUUAUGGUCAGUUGAAUAACCAGCAGCAGGUGGUGGCAUUGAUUGAUGAGGAGAUGUGCAUCAACUGUGGCAAGUGUUACAUGGCAUGCAAUGACAGCGGCUACCAGGCCAUCACGUUCGAUCCGACCACCCACUUGCCCCACAUCACCGAGGACUGCACGGGCUGCACCAUCUGCCUGUCCGUCUGUCCCAUCAUCGAUUGCAUACGCAUGGUGGAGCGACCCACGCCGUACAAGCCAAUCCGUGGCUUGCAGCCGGUGUAGCCAUGAAGGGUGGUGCCUGUACGUAUUGUUCUGAUGGUCAGUACUCUGACUGCCUAUGAUGUUUAGCAAAUACCAACACGUCCCCUUCUCACAGCCAUACAUAGUACAAACAUGCCCAAUAGGAUUUGAAUUCUUUUACAAGGCGUUGUUUUCUUCUUCACAAGUCCUGACGAAGUGAAGUAGAAGAGUAGCUAGGCUUUUCAAAUGAAAUACGGUGCUUGCCAAUGCCCCCCCCCCCCCCCCUGUUUUCCUUCAAACAUUCUUUUUCUCUUUUAUGUUUUGCUUCAUUAAAAAGGGCUACCUAACACGUGUACUCACUUUAUCGGUUAAUCGAUGAAAAAUUAUUAGAACCAAUGUUGUUUCUAUUGCUGGCUGCUGCUGUCGCUUAUUUGCCAGGGGAAAAUUAGAAUGUUAUACCUUAUAUCUUACUCUUUUUUUUCUUGGGCUAGUAUUUAAUGGAUUUGAUUUAUUUCUAUGAAAUCUGGAGUUCAGAUACCAUGGUCCUGGAGUUCUACCAUUAUAGUCUACGUGUGUGCCAAUGUAUUUGUUCCUCAUUUUCUCUUCAAGAUCGUUGUUGGGUGGCAUUCA
This is a messenger RNA of Sycon ciliatum, 3769 nucleotides long. Its product is annotated as dihydropyrimidine dehydrogenase [NADP(+)]-like. Gene Ontology annotation, molecular function: NADP binding; iron-sulfur cluster binding; uracil binding. Gene Ontology annotation, biological process: thymine catabolic process; uracil catabolic process. The record is from RefSeq and is a predicted model, not a curated record. The coding region runs from base 116 to 3181 and encodes 1021 amino acids. Gene Ontology annotation, cellular component: cytosol; cytoplasm. The transcript has 24 exons. NCBI's taxonomy places the organism in Eukaryota, Metazoa, Porifera, Calcarea, Leucosolenida, Sycettidae.